Molecule: messenger RNA, 1397 nt
Organism: Linum trigynum
Lineage: Eukaryota; Viridiplantae; Streptophyta; Magnoliopsida; Malpighiales; Linaceae
Source: the annotation of a GenBank genome assembly
AACGUUCAUCUUCUUCUCCUCGUUUCCCUUCUCAAAAAACACAAACACAAAAGUCAGAAAGGUUGCUGCUUUCGUACUUUGGUUGAAGGGACUCCUGGGGUGGUUUGCCUAAUUCCUACUAACAACAACGUAGUGGGGGCAAAUAACACUCUAAGGAGAGUGAUUAAUCACGCCUUCAAUCCGUUUCUCCCUAAAGUUUUCGUCAAUCUUAGAGUGUUGUUUUCGUAUGACAAUGGAUUCUGGAGUGGAGAGCACUUUGAAGGCGUAUGCCUCUGAUUCAAACAAACUCAAUCGGUUUGAUGGAACCAAUUUCACCCGCUGGCAAGAGAAGAUGAAGUUUGUGUUCACUGCUUUGAAGAUCAUGUACAUAAUGGAUCCUGAUUUGGUGCCGCUAGGAGAACCACAAGACACUGACUCUGAUGAAUUGAAGGCUGAACAAAAGAAGAGGAGUGAUGACAGCCUGUUGUGCCGAGUAUACAUCCUCAAUUCACUCUUUGAUCGUCUCUACGAUUUGUACUCCCAGUUGACGACCCCUAUGGAGAUAUGGACAUCUUUGGCAAACCAGUACAAAUCAGAGAAACAAGGCGCAAAUAAGUUUGUCACAUUCCAGUUCUUUAAAUUUAGCAUGACUGAUAAGCGUUCAAUUCUGGAUCAAGUUCAUGAAUUCCUAAUCUUGGCCCCUAAGUUCACUGCGUUGAAGAUAACUCUUCCUGGUGCGUUUCUGGUGGGGGCAAUUAUUGCGAAGUUGCCUCCAUCAUGGAACAACUAUAGGAAGAAAUUACUUCAUACGUCAGAGGAUUUCACUUUGGAGCAGAUUCAGAAGCACCUUAGGAUCGAGGAGGAAACUCGUAUCCGUGACAAGGAUCUGAAUUCGGAGGCACCAUCAAGUUCCAAAGUGAAUGUUGUGGAGAUUAAAGGAAAUACCACAUUGGUGGGGGAAGAAAAGUGCAAGUAGUUUUUAAGUUUGCUUUCCACUUUAGUUUAUUGGAUAAAGUGGUUAGUGGGCUUUUGGAAAAAGUGUGGGUUAUUUAAUUUGACAUAUUAAAUCGCACCACUGCGCACUUAGAACUUAGCGCGACGCGUUCGGAUUUGAAUUUUUUGCUAAUUAAUUACCGGAAUUAUUUUAAUUAAUUAAUCCGGAUAAUUGUUUGAUGUUCGACUUUUGUGAAACGACGUAACCCUUCGGAAGGGAACUGCCGUUUUCACUAUAAAAGCCUUCUGCAGCCAGACUUCUCGUCCAACGUUCAUCUUCUUCUCCUCGUUUUCCUUCUCCAAAAACACAAACACAGAAGUCAGAAAGGUUGAUGCUUUCGGACUUUGGUUGAAGGGAUUCUUGGAGGUGGUUUGCCUAAUUCCUACCAACAACAACGUAGUGGGAGUAAAUGACACUCUAAGGA